Molecule: messenger RNA, 5052 nt
Organism: Sebastes umbrosus (honeycomb rockfish)
Lineage: Eukaryota; Metazoa; Chordata; Actinopteri; Perciformes; Sebastidae
Product: complexin-1-like
Exons: 4
Coding region: 459-860 (133 amino acids)
Biological process (GO): synaptic vesicle exocytosis; neurotransmitter transport; regulation of neurotransmitter secretion
Cellular component (GO): terminal bouton; SNARE complex
Molecular function (GO): syntaxin binding
Source: RefSeq, a predicted model, not a curated record
AUUCACGCUCCUUCCCAUCACGGUGUGAACGGCAGCUGCUUCACCACCAAAACCCCCCCCCCCCCCCCCCCCCCCCUCUACUCCUCCUCUUUCUCUACGUGUGUGUGAAGUGAGUGCAUGUGUGUGUGUGUGUGUGUGUGCAGGAGGAAGACGAAGCAGCAAGGCAGGAGGAGGCAACCACCACCAAGGACGUCCCUUUUUUUUUCGAGCCUGGAGAUGCGAGGGACGAGCAGUUAAGAUCAUUAGCCUGUGAAUGCUGUUUGUACUGCUGCAAGGAGAACUUCGCUUGCAGCUGAAGCUCUCUUCUGAUCUUCUGUGUUUUUUUUUUGGUGUGUUGAGUGUGUGAGGAGGAUAUCAGCCCAGGACGGAGAUCUGGCCACAAAGGACUUCUACUUUUCUGUCACACUUGAAUGUAACAUCGCUUGGACAAGGAAGGCAGGGAAUUAAAAGCCAUCAUCAUGAAUUUCGUUAUGAAACAAGCGUUGGGAGGGGCCACCAAAGACAUGGGCAAGAUGCUUGGUGGGGAGGAGGAGAAGGACCCCGAUGCUGCGAAAAAAGAGGAAGAAAGGCAAGAGGCUCUGAGGCAACAGGAGGACGAGAGGAAGGCCAAAUAUGCAAAAAUGGAGGCAGAGAGAGAAGGCGUCCGACAGGGCAUCAGAGAUAAGUAUGGCAUCAAGAAGAAGGAGGAGAAGGAAGCCGAGGCAGCGGCAGCAAUGGAGCAGGCCUCCGAGGGCAGCCUCACUCGUCCCAAGAAGGCGGUUCCCACCGGCUGCGGCGACGAGGAGGAAGAGGAGAGCAUCGUGGAUACGGUCAUGAAAUUUAUUCCGACCCCGCUCAUGGAUAUGUUCAAUAAAAAGUAACAGUGUUUUGGGUGAAAUAUGAUUCUUACAACGUUCAUCUAACUAAGACUACUGCCGUAAUCACCCUGCCCCGCCCAAACCUGCAGUCACACUUUUCUCCACCCUCCCACCCCUCCAACCCAACUUCUAAGUGUUCUGGGAUGGAGUAACGUGGCGUGACUUUGCCCUUGAUUUAAAAUAGCUGAUCUCUGAUGGUGAUACAUACUUUUUAAUCUCUCAUACAGAGCAUCUUUAUUGAUAACCCUAAUUUAAGAGUAUGUAACACCUACACAGAUCUAGUAACUUCAAGGCAAAUCUUGUGCCAUGUUUUCAAAAAUGUCAGGCACUUAGAAUAAGAUCAGAUAUCACCCAUCAUCCACCCUUUUUGUUUGUAAAUAGCCUCGGGUUAUGAAAAAAAGAGAACUAUAUAUGAGUGAAAUAUGACAUAUAACAAGAUGACUAAGAGUAUAAGCCAUAUUUUUAACUUUUAAGAAAUUAUCCAAAUCAUAUCAAAAAUUUGAUUGAAUUUUCCUGUUCUGUUCUUGCUAAUAUUUGAUACAUACAGUGUAUAUAAAUACUUGCAUUUUUAUUAGUUCUCCGUUGUGAGGAUUCACCCCAUGAACUGUCUUUCAUGUUCUAAUUGGUUAAUUGUGAAUGUGUAAUAUGAGCACUGGUACAGUCGAAACAACACCUGUAGAACCAGAAAGUGAAGGACUUUUAUUUGUUUUGUUUUGUUUGCUUUUUGUUAAGCAUGCAGUAAACUUUUGUGAAGUGAAGUACACGUUUGGAUACCAAUUCAUUUGUUAUGAUGAAGCGAAAUACAUUGAUAUUUGAGGCAAUAACUGGUUUUCCAUUUUUAUUUAAUUGACAUCUCGCCCACCGUGUACAGUAGGCGAUAAUUGACUUUGUGUCUGAAAUGUUCUUCCGUGGGGAAAACUAUAAAUGUUCUCCAUACAUGACGUUUGUCUCAAAGCAGUUAGACGAUAAAUUAUCUUGCUAUUUAAUUUAAUUUUGUUGACAUUUCCAUCAUUUUUUUUUUUUUUUUGUAAAAAAAAAAGAAAAAAGAAACUUCACAAACACAACUAUGUUGUGAACACACAUGUGAGCAGACAGUGACAAUAGUGCAAUAUAUUGUUCGAAAUGAAGUUGUCCUGUGUCCGUUGGUUAAACUGAUGGGAGUGAAAUCCCAAAUCAGCAAUAACAGACAAUCUUCAUUGUUGUGUGUUUAAACUUACUCCUUAAUGUGUUAGUCGACAUUACAAGACACAGAUGUGUCUGCAUAGUGACAGUGAAGCCUUUGUGGUCAGACAUAUUUGAUUAAAAAAGAGAACGGGGGAAGGUGGGACGAUUUGUUUUGUGUCGUAAAAAAAUGUUCAGUCACACGUUACAGAAUGAUGAGCACAAGCAGGAUUUGUGUUCAAAAUCACAAGCCAAAAGGCAAACUGUUUUUCAACAGCAGACAUUAACAAUACAUGAAAAGAAAUUUGAUGAAAUAACGAGGAGCUUUUUAAAAAGCCGUCAAUGACCAUACAACAGAAAAUGUUUACCUGUUCUGUAGAGUUCAGUCUGUCAUGCUAGUAAAUGUAAUGGCACAAAUUUAAAGGGGGUCAAUGAGGAUGAAAUCUAAUUUUUCUCCAAAUGCCUUGUUUGUUUGUUUGUUUGUUUUUUAUUACUCCUUCAUUCCACGGUGUCUUGUUAAAACAUUCCAGAUAUUUCAGACAUUCCACCAGACUUGUGCUGGUAACACACAAACGUAGAGAUAUUUACAGUAGAGGCCUCAGUCGAUGCCUUUGUUAGCCUUCAAGUACAUCAUGAUGAAACUUAAAUUUGAUGUUGUUAUAACCUGAAAAUAGACACUAGAACGAAUCAAAUAUAAAGAUUCAUGACUUGACCAAGUAAACGGAGAGUUAUUUUAGCUGCCAUGUACAGAAAAAAAAAUUCCCACAUGAAGUUUAAGGGAAAGCAUAAAUGUGCUAUUAGCAGAGAUCAGUUCAAUCUUGUGAUACAAUUUUGUUAGGGAAUGUUUUUGUGAUUCACGUGAGCACAGUAGCUGUAGGUGUAAUUAAGGUUUUCUAAACCAGCUUUUUUGGCAAUGUUACCACUAUUUCUAUUCAGCUAGCUAAACAUGAAAUAACACUAAUUCUGAACGUGUGCAUUCCUGUGGCAUAGACGAGGGAAAUUUUACUUUUCAGCGCUUUGUGAGCUCUGUAAUCAUGUUGAAUAUAUAAAAAAAAACAUCCAAUUGUCACCUGUAGAGCCUGCUCGAUCUCACCAAAUGGUGUAUGAAUGACACAGCAAUUUUAGGUCAUUUCACGUGCAAUAACAACGCUGUUCUUUCUUUAGGUGUGUCAUCUCAUGCCAUGUAGUCAUGGUUACUGACUGCAGUGUAAACGUAUCUGCGUGAAUAUACGAUGCUCAGAGCUAGUAACGUAAAAUAACUAGAAUUACCGCCUCUGUGUUGUUUGCCUCCGUCAACCAGUCAAGUUGCAGUUUACAUCCAUGUCUAUCCAAAAUAGCAUCGCUUCAUCAUUUUAUACUGUUAGACAUUUGUGUGAAAUUGUCAUAAUUAUGUCAUAGUUAUUAUUAGUAGUAUGAACGUGUUUUGUGAGGUCACAGUGACUUUGACAUUUGACCACCAAAAUCUAAUCAGUUCAUUACUGAGUACAAGUGGACUUUUGUGCCAAAUUUGAAGAAAUUCACUCAAUGCGUUCUUGAGAUAACGUCUUCAUGAGAAUGGUACAGACAUAUGACGGACAGACAACCAAAAAGUGGUGGUUAUUUUGCGUUAGUGAUGUUAGCGACAUGUAUUCCGUACUUAUGUUACAUUGUUUACGUACGUAUUUUACUUAGUUUACAUACUUAUUUUAAGCCCAAUCAUGGUGUAGGUGAUUUUGUUGCCUAAACCUAACCGGGACCGUUUCACGGUAACAAUGUGCUGUUAAAUGACACGUGAAAAGCCUAAAAUGCGUUAUCAUGACACAAGGAAAGUCCUUAAAAUGCUGUGCUAUUUAUUCGUCUUCCCUUGAGAUCAGCUUGGUAGAGCCCAUAUAUUGAACUUCCUGUGAUUUUAUUGUACUUGUAAACUGCCUUUGCCGGCCUCCGUUCAGCGUGUUAGCAGAUAGUUGGCAACUGAUAGUUGUUUGCAGCAUCAACAACAUUCAAAUCCAUUAUCAGAGCAGUUAUCCAAUCAAACCAAAGAAUAGUGCUUGUAGUAGUAGGCUUAGUCAAGAAGUUUCAUUCUGUUUAUUUACUGCAUUUUAUUUAUUCUGAAAUUCUCAGGUAUUUUAGCUUUUAAGUUUUAGAAAAUUAAACCAUAACUAGCCUUCUCUUAGCAGAAUUAGCCUCAAACUCAAAUUGAACAAUUCCAUUGCCAGGGGCCUAGCAAGCCUACAUCAACUUUUAUUUAUGUCUUGUUUGGCCCAAGAAUAUUCCAGAAAGCUAUGAUUACUGCCCAGUCAACCCAAGUAGAGGACUUUCCCAGCGACAAACCUUGCAAACAUCAUCAGUAUGUGCAGUUCUUCAGGCUACCAGUUUUCCAAACUGAUGCGCUCUGAAAUCAUAUCACCCUUUACAUCUCAUCCACCAACGCCAUCAUGAAUCCAUUUAUCAUCACCUUGUAAAUGCUAAUUGAUUGCGCUCUAAAUGGCUUAUAGACCACUGCCCAAGUCAUGCGUAAUCAAUAUUUAGUCGUCCAGUAGACUCCACUUCAGUGUUCGGUUGGAAGUCACUCAUUUGUGCCGCUCAUACAGACAUUUAUAUGAUUAAAAAACUGCCUGAAAAUUAUGACACUUAAAAAAAAGUACUCCUUUGAUGUGACUUGAAUGUAAACUGUCUAAUGUUUCUCUCCUUGCAUCUGUCUUUCUCUGUUCUGUACGUGUUGAGAAGAUGUCUGUAGCCGGUCCUGUUUCUGUCCUCUGGUGGUUGGUAUUUCUAAAAAAAAAAUUUUUGGUGCGUUCUUUUGUACUGCGAAAUCUUCUCACCCUUCUCCCUCCUUCUCUCUCUAUCUCCCUAUUUGUUGACAAAAUGUAUGCAUGCAUAUGGUGUGCGAUGUAGGCAAGGUCGUUGAUAAUCGUUUUGUGUCUUCUGUGUUUCAAAGCUCCACCUGUUAGCCUCACUGCAUGCCAUUUUAGACAGAUAUUUCAGUCUGUAACUUUACUGCAAAAGUGGAAUCACCGCACACUCUGAGAAUAAAGUGAUUUCAUAUAAUUUUUCA